UUGAUGAAGAUGAAGACGGUGAAGGAGAAGGAAUAGAUCUCUUUGGAGAGGACAUGGAAGAGUUAGUCUCAUCUAUUUCCCUUUUACUUAUUCAGCUUCAAAUGGACUAUAUCAAUGAUGAAGAAGAAUUCGAAGCUAUGGAUCCCGCUGCGCGUCGAGCUGCCGAACAAGCUAUGGAACGACGGGAUCGUGCCACUGGACGUGGGCCUGGACGUCGUGCGGCCGCCCGUGAACGAAUGCCUUUCAUUCUGAGUGAUGGGAUGAGUGAAGGGGGCGACGACGAAGAUAUGGGACUCGCCGGAAACCUGUUGGCUGGUAUGAAGCCACGUGUAAGAAAGCAAUACGAUGAAAGGAAAGAUGUAGAUGAUGCCGAAGGUAUCGAAGAUACGAUCCCCCUCGAACAUCUUGGUGAUAUCAAGGCCAACUCGAUUGCUGAAUGGAUUGCCACACCCAGCGUCCAACGCUCCAUUGAGACGCACUUUAGGCACUUCUUACUCAGUUAUACCGACGACUCUGGUACAAGUGUCUACGGAAAUCGUAUAAAGGACUUGGGUGAAAACAACGCGGAAUCUCUCGAGGUCUCCUAUCAGCACUUGGCAAAUUCAAAGGCUAUUCUGGCAUAUUUCCUGUCCAACUCCCCCGCAAGUAUGCUCAGUAUCUUUGAUGGAGUAGCCUUAGCUUGUGUUCUGCUCUUUUACCCAUCUUAUGAGCGCAUCCAUUCCGAAAUUCAUGUGCGCAUCACGCACCUCCCUACUUUCUCUACUCUUCGCUCUCUCCGACGAAACGAUCUGAAUUCCCUUGUUCGCGUCAGCGGUGUUAUCACCCGCCGCACUGGUGUCUUCCCUCAACUCAAGUACGUUAAAUUCGACUGCAGAAAGUGCGGGGCCGUCCUUGGUCCCUUCUACCAAGAUGCUAUGGUCGGCGGUGGUGGAAAGGCCGGCGAUAAAGAAGUCAAAAUUAGUGUCUGCCCUCAAUGCAACAGUAGAGGACCCUUUACUGUCAACAGCGAAAAGACCGUUUAUCGUAAUUAUCAGCGGAUGACCCUACAAGAGGCACCCGGAAGUGUGCCACCAGGCCGUCUACCCCGACACAGGGAAGUUAUUCUUCUCUGGGAUUUGAUUGAUGGUGCAAAACCUGGGGAGGAAGUGGAAAUCACUGGGAUCUAUCGAAACAACUUCGACGCUUCCCUCAAUACCAAGAACGGUUUCCCAGUUUUCUCCACAGUUAUCGAAGCAAACUAUAUAUCAAGGAACUCAAACCCUUCUCUUGCUCUUACACUCACCGAAGCAGACGAAAAGGAAAUCCGCAGCCUUUCCAAGGAUCCACGAAUCAGCAAACGAGUCAUCAAGUCUAUGGCACCUUCAAUCUACGGACAUGAAGAUAUCAAAACCGCCAUUGCCUUGUCUCUCUUUGGUGGUGUCAAGAAGGACAUCAAGGGGAAGCAUCGCAUCAGGGGAGAUAUCAACGUGUUGAUGCUCGGUGAUCCGGGUACAGCGAAAAGUCAAUUCCUAAAAUACGUGGAGAAGACUGCACCCAGAGCUGUCUUUACGACCGGUCAAGGAGCCAGCGCUGUCGGUUUAACGGCGAGUGUCAGAAAGGAUCCAGUGACGAGAGAAUGGACACUCGAAGGAGGUGCACUUGUUUUGGCGGAUAAAGGCGUAUGCUUGAUCGACGAAUUUGACAAGAUGAACGAGAGUGACCGUACCAGUAUCCACGAAGCUAUGGAACAACAAACUAUUAGCGUUAGCAAGGCGGGUAUCAUUACUACCUUACAAGCAAGAUGCGCCGUAAUUGCUGCUGCCAAUCCUAUAAGGGGAAGAUAUGAUGGGACGGUUGGGUUUGGACAAAAUGUGGCUCUCACUGAACCCAUUUUAUCUCGUUUCGACGUGCUAUGUGUAGUGAGGGAUCUCGUGGAUCCUGUUGUCGACGAGCUUCUGGCCCGAUUUGUCAUAGGCAGUCAUCUAAGAAGCCACCCUAAAUUCGAGGGCGAGCAGGAGGAAAUGACCAUUGGAGACAGUCUUGACCAGGAUGAUCUACUCCGAAAAUAUAUUAUGUACGCAAAAGAGAAAGUCCAACCAAAGCUCCAUGACCUGGAUAGAGAGAAAUUGGCCAGGCUCUUUGCAGACUUGAGAAGAGAGAGUUUAGCGACAGGAAGUUUCCCUAUAACUGUUCGACAUCUUGAGAGCAUGAUUCGGUGGGUACUCCCAAGAAUGAAUUCUCCGCAAUGUUUUAUUUACUUGCACCAAUCCAGUAUGGCCGAAGCGAGUGCUAAGAUACACUUACGAGAAUAUGUUCGCGCCGACGACGUGGAUUUGGCCAUUUCUGUGGCAGUUGGCAGUUUCUUGAGUGCACAAAAACUCAGCGUUCGAAGAUCUUUGGAGAGGGGAUUCCGUAAAUACCUUUCUCAUGCCAAAGAUCACGAAGAGCUUCUGGCCUUCUUACUGGGGCAACUGGUAAAGGACAAGGUUCGCCAGCACCAGCUCGUGACAGGAGCUCAGCCAAAUAGAGUGACUGUUAGCACAGCUGCUCUGGAAUCCAGGGCGAAGGACCAUGAGAUAUACGAUGCAGCGCCAUUUUACCGCUCCAAGCUGUUUUCAACAAAUGGCUACAAGUUACUAAGCGGUGGUGAAAUAGAGAAAACCUUUGGAUCUGAAGGAGGGCUAUGA
Messenger RNA from Acaulospora colombiana, 2666 nucleotides. The record is from the annotation of a GenBank genome assembly. Lineage: Eukaryota; Fungi; Glomeromycota; Glomeromycetes; Diversisporales; Acaulosporaceae.